This is a messenger RNA of Cladophialophora carrionii CBS 160.54, 1545 nucleotides long. RefSeq lists its product as uncharacterized. NCBI's taxonomy places the organism in Eukaryota, Fungi, Ascomycota, Eurotiomycetes, Chaetothyriales, Herpotrichiellaceae. The record is from RefSeq and is a predicted model, not a curated record. Bases 1 to 1545 code for a protein of 514 amino acids. Gene Ontology annotation, molecular function: monooxygenase activity; iron ion binding; heme binding. The transcript is spliced from 5 exons.
AUGGACUGGUUAUACCUCUUCGCUCAACGGCCCUUGUUGGGGGUCGUCGCCCUCGGCGCGGUGGUCCUCGUCACAGUCUGGCAAGUGAAUCAAUAUGUCCGGGCUCGAAGAUACAAGCUACCGCCGCGGAUCCCGGGCCUACCGAUUGUGGGAAACACGUUCCAACUUCCGCCGCUGAAGCAGGGGGUAUGGGCGAUGCAGAUGGCCAAGCAAUACGGCGAGAUGUUCACAUGCAGCAUCGGGGGCAAGACGUGGGUGUUUCUGAACUCGUCGCGCACGGUCAACGACCUGAUGGAGAAGCGGUCGGCCAUCUACUCGUCGCGGUCGUACAUGCCGAUGGCGUCGGGGAUCCUGUCGGGCGACAACCGCGUGCUGCUCAUGCCGUACGGCGAGCGCUGGCGCAUGAUCCGGCGCAUCAUGCACCUGAUCCUCAACAAGCAGAACAUGCCCGUGUUUGCGCCGUUUCAGGACGUCGAGUCCCGCCACCUGCUGUACGACUUCCUGCAUCACCCGGAGUUGUGGUAUUCCGCCACCCAGCGGUUCGCCAACUCGGUCAUCAUGAGCGUCGUGUUCGGCAAGCGCAUGGAGCUGGAAGAUCCCAACAUCCGCGAGCUCUUCGAGACGUCCAAUGCCAUCAUCGAGGCGAUCCAGCCGUCGGCGAAUCUCGUCGACUCGUUGACGUUCCUGGAGAAGCUCCCGAAGCCGUUGCAAUGGUGGAGGCCGCGCGGCGAGGCCAUGUUCCGGAAGACGGUCAGCCUGUACAAGCGGGAAGUGGACGAGGUGGAGCUCAAGAUGAAGAACGGAACCGCUAGGGAUUGUUUCGCGACCAGGUUUCUGAAGAACCCCGAGACGAAGAGCUACGGUCAGACGCAAACGUAUUUUGCGCUCGGCUCGCUCAUGGAGGCUGGGAGUGACACGUCGCGCAUGACGAUCAGUCAGGUCAUGGCAGCGGCAGUGCUCGACCAGCGGUGGGUGGUCACGGCAAGAGAAGCGCUCGACAAAGUCUGUGGAAAGAAUGCGGAACGGCUGCCCACGUUCGACGACCGCAUCGACCUGCCUUACAUCACGGCGACGGUCAAGGAAGCAUUCCGCUGGCGACCGUUUGCGGAAAUCGGCGUUCCUCAUCUGCUCAUCCAGGACGACGAGUACGAAGGCUACAGGUUCCCGGCCGGAACAUUGUUCACGUGGAAUGCGACGGCGAUCGCGAUGGACCCGCGAGAAUACGAAGAGCCGGAACGGUUCUGGCCGGAGCGGUUCCUCAACGACGACCUUGACCACGUUCUCAAGGGACAUUGGAGUUUCGGGCCAGGUCGCCGCGUGUGCUCGGGGUACAACGUCGGAGAGACCAACGUCUGGAUUGUCGUCGCCCGGCUGCUGUACUGCUUCGACUUUGAAGGUGUGCCCGGAAAACCCUUCGAUUCGUUCCAGGUCAAUUGGGGGGAGCAUCGGUUUGCGCCGUUUGACGUCUCGAUCAAAGUCCGGAGCCCGCAACAUGCGGCCUUGAUAGAGAGGGAGGGCAGGACCGCGGUCGACACAAAGUACUGA